Penicillium crustosum is the source of this 1179-nucleotide messenger RNA. RefSeq lists its product as uncharacterized. The coding region runs from base 1 to 1179 and encodes 392 amino acids. The record is from RefSeq and is a predicted model, not a curated record. The transcript has 2 exons. NCBI's taxonomy places the organism in Eukaryota, Fungi, Ascomycota, Eurotiomycetes, Eurotiales, Aspergillaceae.
AUGACUCGAAUUCUCAGCCCGCGUGCUGGGAUAUGGGCUCUGAUUGUGCUCGUCAUUGGAAUUUUGUACAAAGCCUAUGUGCACAACAUCAUUUUCCUCACAAUUGGCAUUGGCCGAGAGAUCCAACCUAUUGACAAUUUCCCAUGGACCUGUACUCGCCUCCAGCAUCCUCUCUUAGAAGGUUGUGAGGAUAUGUGGUUAGACGGCCAAGGACGAAAACUGUACGCAGCGUGCAAUACUGUAGACUCCAGACAGGGAUGGAGUCCCGGUGGCAGUAAAUUCAACAUCUCCGCGAGAUCCCGCACGGAUCAUAUCGCAGUGUUGAAUAUUGACCAACCUGGCUCGGACGGGCUGUAUGGUCUCCACAAGCUCAAAGUCGGUGGUUAUCUCGGCGAUCUGGAUCUCCAUGGGUUCGACGUGCGCAGUAUUGAAGGCAGACUUCGAUUCUGGGGGUUCCUUGAUGCCCGAGCUGUUGGAGCGAAUUCCACAGUUGAGAUAUUUGAUUUGGAUGGUGCCUCAGAGACACUUGAGUAUGUCAAAACCAUCGCCAGCGACGCAAUCAUCUCGCCUAACAACUUGGCCGUUGACAAGGAUGGUCUGGGGUUCGUGGUUACCAAUGACCGCAACGCCAAGGUUAGCACUAUCGCAGAGUUGGAUAUGUUGAUUGGCGGAGGAAGUCUCACCUAUUGUCGCUCUGAUACAGGGAAGUGCCAUGUCGCUGCCAACAAAGGGUUUUACUUUGCCAACGGGAUCAUCCAAGAGAACGGGCUUUACUAUGUGGCUCAUUCAGUGACUGGAAUCGUGACUGUCCACAAAUUAGUUGGCGACCAGCUGAUUCAAGUUGAUAAAAUCUCUACGGGAUAUCCAAUCGAUAAUCUGUCGCUCGACGCAGAUGGGAACCUCCUGGCUGCUGCAUUUCCGGACUCCAUUGCGUUUGUGAAGUCUAUGGAGGACCCAUAUAGGGUUGUUGCUCCUGCUACCGUUCUCGCUGUCAAUGGAAUAGCUACUCAGCUAAGAACUCACAGCGGGAAGAAUUGGGAGGUCUCGAAGCUUGUGGAGGACAGAAAUGCCAAAUGGCUUCCUAGUUCGACUGUUGUGGUGCAAGAUGUGAAAUCGCACCGGUUGUUUCUUGGGGGAGUCUUAUCGCCAUUCAUCACCAUAUGUGAGCAACAUAUUUAG